UCUCAAACAAACACAUAAAUUUGAAACAUUUCCUUUUUAUAAGCUUGUAUUAUUUUCAGGAAAUAUUAAGAAUCAACUGCCAUGGAAGUUGAGUUGGGUCUGAAGAUCACAAGAACAAUAGAUGACAAAACUUCCAUUUCUGAUUUUCAGUUUGCCAAAGACAGAGCAGGUCCUGUCUUCUUAUCUAAAGAAACUGAUUCAACUUUCACCCUCACAGCACAUCUCAAAGGUUAUAAGAAAGAGAACAUUGACAUCAUCAUUAACAAAGAUGGUACAAAACUUUCAGUGAGUGGUGAAAAGGAGGUGCAAGAAAUGCAAAUGAUACCAUUCAAGAAAGAGUUAAAAAUAAAAGGGUUUAGAAAGAAGUUUAAAAUACCUAAUGAGGUGGUUUUGGAUAGGAUUAAGGCUAAGUAUAAUGAAGAGGAAGGAGUGUUGACAAUAGUGAUGCCAAAAAUUGCAAAAGGAGUAUUUUGUGGGGUGGGAAUAGAAGAAGUGAAGGAAGAAGAGGGUGCAAAUAGUAUGGUAUCAGAACCAGAACAACAAAGUGCAGCAGAAGAAGAAAAGGUUUUAGAUCAUAAGAGUGAAACUGAAGAGGAAAAUGCUCCUGUGAAGAAGAAACGUCCUAAAAAACCAUGGCAACCUUGUCCCCCUUUGGUUCUUGGAGGAUCAACUUUGCUUGCAACUAUUAUCUUUCUUGUAAUGCACUAUAUUAGAGCCAAUAAGAGUUGAUUUUGUUUUUGUUAAGUUUUUUUUUUUUUUUUUUUAUAUAUAAUAGAAAAUUUAGAUGAGUUGAAUUCCGAGAGCUUAUCGGUGCCGCAAAUA
Trifolium pratense (red clover) is the source of this 822-nucleotide messenger RNA. Its product is annotated as 18.1 kDa class I heat shock protein. The record is from RefSeq and is a predicted model, not a curated record. The coding region runs from base 82 to 729 and encodes 215 amino acids. NCBI's taxonomy places the organism in Eukaryota, Viridiplantae, Streptophyta, Magnoliopsida, Fabales, Fabaceae. The transcript has 2 exons.